AUGCCUAUCUCCAACAAGAUCGCAGAAGGUGUCGAAGAGGUCGACGUGAUCAUCGCUGGUGGUCAGUACAUCCUCUACAUCGCCCUCGCUCAUAUUAACAGCCGUACAGGUGGCACAGCAGCAUGUGUCGUCGCCGGGCGUCUCGCCGCAGCCGACCCGAACCUCAGCAUCCUGCUCAUCGAAGGCGGCGAGAAUAAUCACAACUUGGACAGCGUCCGCAAUGGAGCGCAGUUGAUCGAGCACUUGCAGCCGACCAGCCGCACGGCAAUUUUCAAUGUUGGGAAGCCGACGGAUGCUGUCGCUGGACGGCCUCAGAUUGUGCCGUCUGGAGGUGUACUUGGUGGAGGAUCAAGCAUCAAUAUCAUGCUGUACAGUCGAGCGCAGGGGUGUGACUUUGACUCCUGGAAGAUGCCGGGAUGGUCGACGAAGGAGAUUCUGCCGUUCAUGAAGAAGCUUGAGACAUACCACGGCUCCGGGACUAAGAAUCACGGAGAUCGCGGUCCUGUCCAGAUCUCCAACGGCGCCUUCCGCGGUAUCAAGUCUCAGGAAGACUGGCUCAGCGCCGCUUCGAAGCUCGGAUACCAAGAAUACACAGAUCUGCAGGACCCAACAAGCGUGAAUAACGGGUGGGAGAGGGCGAUGAAGUAUUCCACGCCUGAGGGCGACCGAGCCGACUCGGCGCAUGCAUACAUCCACCCGCUGUUGGAGGAUGGGAAACACAUUAACCUGCACGUGCUCUGCGAGUCAAAGGUCGUCCGGGUAUUGUUUGACGACAACAAGCGGGCGGUAGGCGUCGAGUACAUGCCCAACCCAGCGUACCAGCCGCAGACCGGCGUGGGUGAACCGCCGAAAUUCUCCGUCAAGGCGAGGAAGCUCGUCGUGGUAUCGUGUGGCGCUUGCGGUACCCCUCAAGUGCUCGAGCGCUCGGGAGUAGGUAAUCCAGACAUCCUCAAGAAAGCCAAUGUGCCAGUUGUGGCGGACGUGCCUGGGGUCGGAGAGAACUACGACGACCACACUCUGGUGGGGUACACCAUCACGACCAACCUCGGACCGGACGAUACGCAGGACGCCUUCGCGACGGGCAGAGCGUCUGCUGAAGACCGCCGGGCGAAAGGCAUGCUGGGCUGGAACGGCUGUGACACUCAUGGGAAGUUCCGACCGACUGAGGAGGAAGUCGAAGCGCUGGGCUCGGAUUUCAAGGAAGCGUGGGAUCGGGAUUACAAAGACCAGCCGAAUAGGCCGUUGAUGAUGGCUGCCACGCUUGCUGGGAACAUGGGAGAUCCAACCUUGGUUCCCGCCGGCCAGUACUUUUCCAUAGCGGCCUAUUCCGCAUACUCCUACAGCCGCGGCUACCUCCACAUCACCGGUCCCGACUGGCACGACCCCAUCGACUUCGACCCGGCCUACCUCUCCGAUAAACACAACCUCGAUCUCAAAAUGAACAUCUGGGCCUACAAGCGCCUGCGCACGAUCAUGCGCACGACGAGCAUGUACACCGGAGAAUUGCAAUUCAUGCAUCCAGUCUUUCCCGAGGGCUCCGAAGCCGCGUGCGUGUCUGCCACCGAUGCGAAGAGCGUCGUGGCGAGUCCGAAGUACACUGCGGAAGACGACAAGGCGAUUGAGAAGUUUCUCCGCGAGCGAGUAGGGUCUUGUUGGCAUUCGCUUGGGACGGCGAAGAUGGGUGCGAGGGCGGAGAAGGGGGUUGUUGAUGAGAAGUUGAAUGUUUAUGGGGUUGAAGGGUUGAAGGUCGUCGAUCUGUCCAUUGCUCCUGGGAUGGUGGGUGCGAAUACCAAUAACACGGCGUACGUGGUUGGCGAAAAGGGCGCCAGUCUGAUUCUCGCGGAGCUCGGGCUGGCUGAUGCUGAUGACUCGAUCUGA
Messenger RNA from Saxophila tyrrhenica, 1878 nucleotides. RefSeq lists its product as uncharacterized. Bases 1 to 1878 code for a protein of 625 amino acids. The transcript is spliced from 4 exons. Lineage: Eukaryota; Fungi; Ascomycota; Dothideomycetes; Mycosphaerellales; Extremaceae. Gene Ontology annotation, molecular function: flavin adenine dinucleotide binding; oxidoreductase activity, acting on CH-OH group of donors. The record is from RefSeq and is a predicted model, not a curated record.